UUAAACGUGACGUCACCAGGUGAGCGAGUAUUCCGAAUCACUAGCCGGUGUGGGAACGAGAAAGCAUUCCUUAAUAUUUUGAGAACUUUCCUUGUAACCUUAAAAAAUGACGACCACAGACUUGUAUUCUGGCUAUACUGCUGAUGGAAAGCCAUCGUCAAGAGUAUUGAGACCACCUGGUGGUGGGUCAAGUAACAUUUUUGGUGGUGCAGAGCCAGAGGCACCCAGAGAACAAGUCCGACGAGAAAUGGCACAGCAGUCACCUGCAACACAAACCCAGUCACCUUCAAACCCAACUACUGAUGCUAAUAAUGAGUACCAGAAAAAUAAGCCUAAAGGCAAAGCUGAAGCACCAUUUGCAAUGUUCCAAGAAAGUGGAAAACAUUCCGCCCCAUCUCAGUUUGACAAAUGUGAUACAGAAUCUCAAAAUGAUGCAGAUUUUCGUUGUUACUCUGUAACGGAAUAUCGUAAUGCUGUGGCCACUAAUGCAGCAAUCAGACAAAAGGCGCAUGGAGCAGCUACUGGUGCCUUUAACCCUAUAACCCAUGAAGAGAACCAGGGGUCCUCUGGGUGCAAGGAAUAUGAUCAAAGAAAAAUUCAUCCCCAGCAAGUUAUACGUAAUCAACAGAAUCAAGAACAACCUGUUCGUAUGGUUAGGGGACAGGGAAACAACAAUACUGGAAAAGAUGAAGGACCACUUAAUGUUCAAUACAACCCUAUAACUGGUGAAGAAUAUCCUGCUGACUAUGGACAACAGAAAGGGGAAGAAAAGGAAGAGCAAGAAAAGAAUGAAGAUGAAGAAACUGAAAAAGAUAAAGAUGAAUCUACUGAUAGUCCUACUGAUGAAAACAAUAGUGCAACAGAGCAACAAGAAGCUACACCUGCCCCAGUUGUUGAAACUACACCAGCACCAUUUCAGAAAGUUCGUCAGCCACCAGGUGGUAAAUCCUCUGGCUUAUGGUGAUGACCAAUCAAAUAUCUAGAUUUAGACAAUUUCAAUGAAACAAAAACAAAACAAUGCUUCCAGUGUUUGGUUUUUUUGCAUUAUCCUUAAGAGGAAAAUGAAAAAUGUUAACUUGUACAAAUUUGUUUUUUUGCAAUAAUUUCUUCUAAAGUGUUAAUCUAACAAUUGAAGGCAUUUGAAAUUUUAGUGUUAGACUUGAUUCAGUCAUUUAUUUUCAUGCAUUUUAUAAUGGGCUAUGUAGCUUUGCAUUCCAUUUCAUGAAACUAGUUUCUCGCUUUCAUUUAUAGGAAGGACGGAGAGAUAAUGAACUAUGUUUUUUCUUAUAUUUUAUUUUUUUGUUGCUCUUUCUAAUUUAAUGUUAUAUUUCUUGUGUUAACAUGUUUUAUUCAGGCCUGUGUUCUUUUAUUUAUAAAAUUCAAAAAAAAAUGAUCAAACAAAUAGAAAUGUUUCAAAACAUCAUUUCUUGUGAUACCAUAUUUUCAACAUUAUUAUAUUUUGUUCCAUAUCUAAUGGGGGCCAUUUAUAUUUAGAAGUGUGCAUAGGACUUUUGUAAUACAAUCUUUUUUAGUUCCUUUCAUUCCAAACUUAAUAUUUUUGCUCUUCAUAUUUUUCGUGGUACAAAAGACAUGUUGUGUAUAUUGUUUUCGUUCUUUUUUUCCCCCUUAUUUUUAUGUUUUGUCUAACAAACUUUUGUAUGUGAAAUAGAAUAUUAGAAUUUUUCUCCACAAUCACUUAUUAUACGAUUGUAUAAGUUUGGAUCUUAAGAUUUUUGUUUGAGAUUAAUCUGUAUAGAUAGUUUCGACUGCCCACCGAAUAUAGGCAAUCAGUUUCACAUAUUAAAAAAUCCUAAACACCUUUGUAGCUUUACUUGUGAUAUACACAUGCUUGCUGUAAUGGUGAAAAACGUCACAUAAAUUGUUGUAAAAAUAGUGUAACGAUAAAGAAGUUGUUGUUUUUUUUCAUAAUGCACAGUGAUGUCAUAUUAUAUCCGGUAUGUUCUGUGAUCAAUUUUGUUUUACUAAAUUAUGUCCAUUUAUUUUGUGAUCAAUAAUAAUAAAGUACACCAGUGUAACUUGCUUUAAAUGUAUGUAAGUGUAUUGUUUUAAGGAAGAAAAAAAAGGAGGAAAAGUGGAGGUAUAUAUAUGUUUAAUAUAUAUGUUUAAUAAAAGUUUGCUUUAUAUGCAUGUGCUUUUUUAAAGUGUGAACAAAAUAAAUUGUAAAGGGACCCUUUGUAUGUUAAACAUGACUGUAAUACACAUGUAUGAAGAAGAAAAAAAAUGGGGAUCUAAUAUCGGUGAAUUUAGAAAAAUGGCAUCUAAAAGUUGAUUAAAUCUAAGCGUUAAGUUCCAUAAUGCACAAAGGGACUUUGGAUAAUAUAUAGAAAUACUUCUGCUUUGAAAAGAUAAAUUCAACAUUUUGCUAUUUGACAUUGAUAUUCUAGAUGUAGAUUUAUUAUAUAUGUAUGUGCGAGCAGAUUUAUUUUUGCAUAUUUUUUUUUAUUGGAGACUUAGAUUUAUUAUUAUAUUAUUUUUGCUGUAACUAUGCAUUUAUGUAAAAGUAUUAAAAUAGUUCUCAAUUUUGAAUCAGCUAUGCUCUGUCUACUUGAGGAGUGAAGAAAACUUACAUUUAAUUACUGUUUUGUUGGAAGGGGAAAUUGUAUUACAUAAGAGCACAGCAUGACAAAAUCUAAAUGGGGGAAAAUUUAUUUAAAAGGUUAUAUAUGAACAAUUCUCAAACUGUACUCUGCAUUUUAGUCAUUUUGGGUUGAAGGUCAUUAACAUUUGCAUAAUUAACUCAUUUUAUUGGUAUUAUAUAAUAGCAAUAUUUAAACUUACAUUUCUAUAUUAAUUUAAAACGACUUGAAAAUAUUGAAUAAAGAUAAUCCCCAAGUUGAAUUCAAUAAAGUGUUACUUGACCAGA
Molecule: messenger RNA, 2884 nt
Organism: Ruditapes philippinarum (Manila clam)
Lineage: Eukaryota; Metazoa; Mollusca; Bivalvia; Venerida; Veneridae
Product: microtubule-associated protein Jupiter-like
Exons: 9
Coding region: 107-964 (285 amino acids)
Cellular component (GO): nucleus
Source: RefSeq, a predicted model, not a curated record